CACUUGUAGACUCUGUGAGUUUGGCUGGGAACUCGUCUAAACUUAAAGCUCGUCGCUUCUCAGCUGUGGAAGCAGAUCUGGUCAACCCCGAGUGGCGUCCCCAGUUGUGCGCACAAAGCCUUGCGAUGCAUUCGUUCUCCGGAACUCAGUGGCUGUUGUUGAUCGUUACCGUUUGCGUGGUAGCCGAGUACUGUGAUAAUGGCACGGGCGAAUGCAAGGAGCUAACUCCCUCCGACUGUCCAGUAAUAUUCUAUAACCAGCACCUGAUUGGAUCGGAAGUCAAGUACUGCGACGAGUUUAACGACAUCGUAUGCUGCCCCAUACCGCUGGAUCAUCAAAAUCUGAAACCAGUUGAACAGACAAGGCCAUAUGAAAAGCAGUGCAAGCAGUACAACGAGGCCCGAGCCGCAUGUCGAUCAACGCCCUUCAUCGUGGGCGGCACAAAGGCGUCUGGUCGGGAGUUCCCCUUCAUGGCUCUGAUCGGCACCCAUCGUUUUAACAAGUCCGAGAUCAGUUGGGACUGCGGUGGGGGUUUGGUGCAUCCCAGAUUCGUACUGACAGCGGCCCAUUGCCUGGAGACGGACGAGACAAAAGACAAACGUUUGGACCCUAACUUCGACUCGCCCAAGUUUGUAGUUCGUCUGGGGGAGCUGGACUACAACAGUACCACCGAUGACGCCCAAAUUCAGGACUUUCGGGUGGUCAACUAUGUGGUCCACCCAGGCUAUGACACUGAGGACGAAGAGCAAGGCUAUAAAAACGACAUUGCUCUGGUGGAACUUGAUCGGGACGCUGUGUUUAAUGACCAUGUGGCGGCAGUGUGUCUGCCUCCCAGCAGCGGAAAUGAGAAUGAACAGGUGACGGCAGCCGGCUGGGGAUUCACCGCGGAGGGGAUGAAGUCUUCUCACCUUCUGAAGGUCAGUCUGCAGCGAUUCACCGACGAGGAGUGCCAGAAACUCCUGCGCUUCAGCAUCGAGACGCGCACCCAGUUCUGUGCAGGUUCGAUGACCAACGAGGCGGACACCUGCAACGGCGACUCCGGCAGUCCCAUCUUCGUGCAGCAUCCGCUCUAUCCGUGCUUAAAGCAGGUGAUCGGAAUCGUCUCUUAUGGACUGGUUUGUGGCUCGCGAGGCUUGCCGAGUGUCUACACCAAAGUACACCUCUUUACGGAUUGGAUCGAAAGCAUUGUGUGGGGAAACUGAUUGUAAAAAUUAUAACAAGUCCUGCUAAAAAUAAAAAUAUUUUAUAAUUAGGCGUAAGGCAUCCAGAAAUCUUAUAUCAAAUAUACAGAAUAAUAAUUUAAAUGGGA
Molecule: messenger RNA, 1309 nt
Organism: Drosophila biarmipes
Lineage: Eukaryota; Metazoa; Arthropoda; Insecta; Diptera; Drosophilidae
Product: serine protease snake
Exons: 3
Coding region: 126-1202 (358 amino acids)
Biological process (GO): proteolysis
Molecular function (GO): serine-type endopeptidase activity
Source: RefSeq, a predicted model, not a curated record